Messenger RNA from Aspergillus ruber CBS 135680, 1412 nucleotides. Its product is annotated as signal peptidase complex subunit SPC3. The coding region runs from base 227 to 976 and encodes 249 amino acids. The record is from RefSeq and is a predicted model, not a curated record. Lineage: Eukaryota; Fungi; Ascomycota; Eurotiomycetes; Eurotiales; Aspergillaceae. The transcript has 4 exons. Gene Ontology annotation, biological process: protein targeting to ER. Gene Ontology annotation, cellular component: signal peptidase complex; membrane.
UCGCCCGUAUCGGGAAAUCAUUAUCGAUAAGAGAUACUGCACCAGCCACAUUUCCCCCAAACUGUGGCUUGUGCAUAUCUGUACACUUUCAAUCGUCAGUCCAGUCAGCCUCGCCGGCAUUGCCUCGUAACCCAACAGAAAGGGGUCUUUUCAAUUUCUCCCCGGCCGUUUCUUUCCCUUUUCCUUUUGUUAUACCCUUCCUGUCGAUUAUAUUGGAUAGACGAAUAUGCACUCCUCACUCAACCGCGCCCAAGGCGUCUUCGGUUUCUUUACUACCGUGGCUUUAUUCGUCGCUGGAGUUGCUGCUCUCAGUGUUCUGUUUUUUCCGGCUGAUAAUGUGAUGUCGAAGGUUGAAGUUAAAAAUGUUCAGGUGGUCAAAGGACGCCCGCAUUACUACUCGAGUAAAAAGGAGGAGUAUGCACAGAUGCGGUUUGAUUUGGAUGCUGAUCUCACUCCCCUCUUCAACUGGAACACAAAACAGCUCUUCGUCUACGUUUACGCCUCCUACUCCUCCUCCGAGAAGCCCUCCUCCUCCUUAAACCCGCUCUCCGAGUCCAUCAUCUGGGAUACCAUCAUCGAAGCCCCCGAAUCCCCGUACUCGUUUAACGCACUGCGCGAGCGAUUCUUCCCUUCCUCGUCUAUGACUAAGCGCAAGAGCACCGGUCUGAGCAAGAAUAAGAAUAAGAAAAAGGAUUCAGCGGAGCCGGGUGUGCUGCGACUGCGCGGGCAGAAGUCCAAAUACCAGAUUGGGGAUAUCACGGGCAAGUUGGCAGAAAGGGAGGGUGUGACACUUUCUGUGGGGUGGAAUGUGCAGCCUUGGGUUGGGGCGUUGUGGUGGAGUCCGCAGUCUGGAUCUGUUCCCCGGACUGGGGGUGCGGCGGGUGUUAGCAAGCCGUUUGAUUUCCCGCAGGUGAAGGGGAGUAAUAGGGCUAGUACGGCUGCUGCGCAAGGGGAGGCUCAGAAAUCGGCGGCUUAGAAUUGGGAGACAUGGUAGUUGAUGAAUUCACGGAGUUUUGGGUCUAAAAAUAUCCACGCUGCUAUGCCAAUGCCAUAAAAAUAAGGAGAGGUUGAACAGGACGAGUGCGAAUAAAGAAUAGCCAGGCGCAACCAAAACCAUCAAAGCUCAUGUCCAUUUUCCGUGUCCAUCACUACCAUGCGCUUGUGCUAUAUAAUCCUAAUUCAAACAGUGCCGUAGCUCCUUUGGGCUUGAUUAUGGCGCUCACCAUGUUGGAUACGGCUCGAAUACACACCAGGCGCAUCUCCCCGGGGCGCAGCAGCUGGAUCCACGUUGCGGCGGCUAUAGUAUACGUGCUCGAGAUAUAAGGCGUGGAUAAUACCAGGGAGGUAGCCCAAAACCGUGAGAAGGAUAUUGACACACAGAUCGACGUUGCACCCGGAGAUCAAAAGGAUAC